Molecule: messenger RNA, 2616 nt
Organism: Pan troglodytes (chimpanzee)
Lineage: Eukaryota; Metazoa; Chordata; Mammalia; Primates; Hominidae
Product: putative UPF0607 protein ENSP00000381514
Exons: 1
Coding region: 85-1335 (416 amino acids)
Source: RefSeq, a predicted model, not a curated record
CACCCAGCCACAGAGAAGUGGGUGACUUAGGAGUAUCCUCUCCGCUUCUGACCCUUAGUUUCGUCUGUGCACAACUCGCUCAAAAUGGGCAACUCACUAAGCGUAUUUUGUUCCUGGUUCCACCACAGGUCCUGGCCAUGCCAUCGGCAACCUGCUCAUCUUGUCCGUGAGGCCUUCCCAGCUGGCCGGGCUCACCCCGCGGCUCCUGCACCUGUGCCUGCCCCGGGAAUCUGGGGCCGUUUCCCACUCCUCUUCAACCGUCAGCGACAUCUUGGGCCUUCUUUUCCAGUCAGGUGUGACGGCGCCCCUGUGAGGCUGUGUCUUAUCCCUCGGAACACGGGCACCCCACAGAGGGUCCUGCCUCCUGUGGUCUGGAGCCCCCCCUCAAGGAAGAAACCUGUGCUGUCUGCUCGCAACUCCAGGAUGUUUGGAUACCUCAGCCCCGUGAGGAUCCCUCGUCUCAGAGGCAAGUUUAACCUUCAACUUCCUUCAUUAGAUGAGCAGGUGAUCCUAGCCAGGCUCCCGAAAACGGAGGUGAGGGCAGAAGAGCCCAAAGAAGCAACGGAGACGAAAGACCAGGUAGAGACCCAGGAGCAGGAGGACAAUAAAAGGGGCCCCUGUAGCAAUGGGGAAGCAGCCUCCACCUCUAGGCCCCUGGAGACUCAGGGAAACCUCACUUCCUCCUGGUACAAUCCCAGGCCCUUGGAGGGAAAUGUCCACCUCAAGAGCUUGACAGAAAACAACCAGACUGACAAGGCCCAGGUGCAUGCAGUGAGUUUCUACUCCAAGGGCCAUGGAGUCGCCAGUUCACACAGCCCUGCUGGAGGCAUCCUUCCCUUUGGGAAGCCUGACCCACUUCCAACAGUGCUCCCUGCCCCAGUUCUGGGCUGCUCCCUGUGGCCAGAGAAGGUGGCCUUGAAGGUGCUGGGUAAAGACCACCUGCCCAGCUCUCCAGGCUUGCUGACGGUGGGGGAGGACAUGCAGCCCAAGGAUCCUGCAACUCUUGGAUCAAGUAGGUCUUCUCCACCCAGAGCUGCCGGCCACAGGUCCCGCAAAAGAAAACUGUCGGGGCCACCACUGCAGCUGCAACCGACCCCUCCCCUGCAACUGAGGUGGGAGAGAGAUGAGAGGCCCCCACCGACUAAGCUUCCAUGUCUAUCUCCUGAGGCACUGUUGGUGGGUCAGGCUUCCCAAAGAGAAGGAUGCCUCCAGCAGGGCAACAUGCGUAAGAACAUGAGGGUGUUAAGGAGAACAUCAAAAUUCAGGAGACUAAGACAGCUGCUUAAGAGGAGAAAGAAGAGACAGCAGGGCAGGCGUGGUGGCCCACGCCUGUAAUCCAGCACUUUGGGAGGCCCAGGUGGGCAGAUCAGGAGGUCAAGAGAUUGAGACCUGAGGAGCAUCUCUGCCUGCACCAUCUGGGAAGUGAGGACCGCCUCUGCCCGGCUGCUCCACCGUCUGGGAAGUGAGAAGCGCCUCUGCUUGGCCACCGCACCGUCUGGGCAGUGAGGAGUGCCUCUGCCUAGCCCCCGCCCUCUCUGGGAAGUGACGAGAGCCUCUGCCCAGCCGCCUCACAGUCUGGGAAGUGAAGAGCGCCUCUGCCCGGGCCCUGCCCCGUCUGGGCAGUGAGGAGUGCCUCUGCCAGGCCACCACCCUGUCUGGGAAGUGAGAAGCGCCUCUGCCCGGCUGCUCCACCAUCUGGGAAGUGAGGAGUGCCUCUGCCUGGCCACCGCACCAUCUGGGCAGUGAGGAGCGCCUCUGCCCGGCCCCCGCCCUCUCCGGGAAGUGACGAGCACCUCUGCCCGGCUGCCUCACAGUCUGGGAAGUGAGGAGCGCCUCUGCCCGGGCCCUGCCCUGUCUGGGCAGUGAGGAGUGCCUCUGCCAGGCUGCCGCCCUGUCUGGGAAGUGAGGAGCACCUCUGCCCGGCUGCCAUCCUGUCUGCGAAUUGAGGAGUGCCUCUGCCCGGCCCCCUUACACUCUGGGAAGUGAGGAGCACUUCUGCCUGGCCACUGCCCUGUCUGGGAAGUGAGGGGCGCCUCUGCCCAGCUGCCCACCAUCUGGGAAUUGAGAAGGAGCACCACCUCUGCCCGGCCUCCACCCCAUCUGGGAAGUGACGAGCACCUCUGCCCGGCUGCCUCACAGUAUGGAAAGUGAGGAGCGCCUCUGCCCAGCCGCCAUCCUGUCUGCGAAGUGAGGAGUGCCUCUGCCCCGCCUCACCGUCUGGGAAAUGAGGAGUGCCUCUGCCUGGCCACCGUCCCAUCUGGGAAGUGAGAAGUGCCUCUGCCCCACCUCCUCACCGUCUGGGAAAUGAGGAGUGCCUCUGCCUGGCCACCAUCCCAUCUGGGAAGUGAGGAGCGCUUCUGCCCAGCCACUGCCCUGUCUGGAAAGUGAGGAGCACCUCUGCCCGGCCCCCUCACCGUUUGUAAGGGAGGAGCACCUCUGCCCAGCCCCUGCACCAUCUGGGAAGUGAGGAGCGCCUCUGCCCGGCCCCCUCACCAUCUGGGAAGUGAGGAGAGUCUCUGCCCGGCUACUGCGCAACCUUCCAAGUGUGAAGUGACAGCCUUGUGUGUGAUCUUUCUGCCUUCCCCAAGUUUGCAUUUUCGACAUUAAAGUUUACUU